AUGGCUUCAAAACUGUUGUUGAUUACUGUCUUUAUCUUUGAUCUCAUAGCAUUUGGUUUGGCUGUUGCAGCUGAGCAGAGAAGAAGCACUGCCACUGUCCAACAGGAUUCUGAAAAAGAUUACAAUUACUGCAUCUAUGAUUCAGACAUUGCAACUGGCUUUGCUGUUGGCGCAUUUUUGUUCCUAUUGGCUAGCCAAGUCCUUAUUAUGUUUGCCAGUAAAUGCUUCUGCUGUGGCAAGCCUUUGAGUCCUGGAGGUUCAAGGGCCUGGGCAGUUAUCCUGUUUAUAGUCUGCUGGGUGUUUUUCUUCAUUGCUGAGAUAUGCUUGUUCGCGGGUUCAAUAAAGAAUGCCUACCACACCAAGUACCGGAAUAUUUUCAAUGAACCCCUGGAUUGCCCAUCAUUGAGGAAGGGAGUUUUUGCGGCAGGAGCUGCUUUUACUUUGUUCACUGCCAUAGUGUCCGAGUUCUACUACGUUUGCUACUCCAAGGCCAGGGACAGCUUCCAUCCAUAUGGUGGCGAAGUGGGUGUGGGUAUGGGAACCUACAAAUGA
Molecule: messenger RNA, 552 nt
Organism: Dovyalis caffra
Lineage: Eukaryota; Viridiplantae; Streptophyta; Magnoliopsida; Malpighiales; Salicaceae
Source: the annotation of a GenBank genome assembly